Elaeis guineensis (African oil palm) is the source of this 1688-nucleotide messenger RNA. RefSeq names its product squamosa promoter-binding-like protein 7. Gene Ontology annotation, molecular function: DNA binding. The record is from RefSeq and is a predicted model, not a curated record. NCBI's taxonomy places the organism in Eukaryota, Viridiplantae, Streptophyta, Magnoliopsida, Arecales, Arecaceae. Gene Ontology annotation, cellular component: nucleus.
CACCGUGGGGAGUCGGUACCGCCCGUCCGUCCGCGGUGAGUCACCAGUCCGCACUCUGCAGCAGGAGCUCCACCAGUAGCUGCAGCCUUUCCAAGCCUUCCCUUCUUUACCUCCUUGUGCGUUCUCCUUAUCAUUCUUGUUGUUGUUAUUAUUAUUAUUAUUACUCCUUUUAGUUUUAAGAGGAAGAGCAAAGAAGAAGGCCUACCUUACCUACCUCCUAUUGGGAAUCACUUAUAAGACGCGAGGAAAUAAUAGAGGAGUAAGGAAGAAAGAAGGAGAGAGAGAGUUAGCAAACUGUAACGAAGGAGAGGGAAAAGAAAAGAGAGAAAGAGAGAGAGAGGGGAGGUGGGAAAUGGAAAACGGCGGAGUAGCGACGAAAAGUGGCGGGCAGGGGGCACCGUCGUCCUGGGAUAUCUGGGAGCUAGGGAACUGGAGUUCCGCCGGCAUCGCCAGCGCCUCCUCCUCCUCCACCUCCUCCUCUUCCUCCUCCUACUACGCCCACGCUACCGCCGCUGCCUCCUCCUCCUACUGCCCCCCCUUCUCCGACCCUGCCACCAUGGUCCCCACCGCCCCGGGGGACCACCGCCAGGCCCAGGGCCCUCAGUACGGCCUCCACAACCACCAUCUGACGUGUCUCAAGCUCGGCAAGAGGCAGUACUACGGGGAGGAAGGGGUCGCCGGUGGAGGGAACAAGAGGGAGCGGCUGUCGUCUAAUCCGCCGGCGGCGGCGGCUGCGGUGCCGAGAUGCCAGGUGGAAGGAUGCAACAAGGCGCUGGUGGACGCUAAAGACUACCACAAGCGGCAUAAGGUGUGCGAGAUGCACUCCAAGGCCCCUAAGGUUGUCGUCCUCGGCACCGAGCAGCGCUUCUGCCAGCAGUGCAGCAGGUUCCAUGUGAUUUCGGAGUUCGACGACUCGAAGAGGAGCUGCCGUAGACGGCUGGCCGGCCACAAUGAGCGCAGGAGAAAGAGCACCAGCGACUCCAUUAGAAACUCUUCUCUAGUAGAAAACACAAUGAUGAGUAGCAGAUUUCCCUAUAUACCAACUUCUUCGGGUCGUGCUCUCUCUCUUCUGUCAUCCAAGGCCUCCCCUUGGGUUUCAGCAUCUGACCUCUCUUCUCGAUCCAGCGCUGCCCUUCGCGAACUGAUCGCGGAGAACCGAGCUGCUGUCCUUGCUAGGCAAUUGUUCUCCGACCGUGGUGGCUGGCAUAAUGUGGUCUCCGCGAACCAGGCAACCCUUUCUUAUGUGCCACAUCAGCAUCAAGUGCCAUCACAAGCACAGGCUCAGCUUACGGAUGGCUGGAACCAAUUCCAGGAGGCCGGCAGCCAUGUGACGCUGGACCUCAUGCAGGUGCCCAGCUCUUCUUUUGAGAUCCUCUCAGGAAGGAGCAAGUCAAAGGAGGAUGAGGAGUGCUGUGAAAUUUGGAAAUCUUUAGAAGGAACGCAUGUAGUAUGAAUCUCCAGUUCUUAUCCGGAGCGGAGCUGCUACAUUUCAAUUGAAUUUGUUUUCGAAAAUUUGCUAUAUAUGUAUUUGUCAAGCAAUGAAACUUUCUUGGGGGAGCUUCAUUAUGGCACAUUUUGUAAUAUAUAAUGUGGAUGCUAUUUUUUAUUUGUCAAGCAAACUGAAAGAUGGUCAUUUUUGUUUGGAUUUAUGCUUGCUUAAUGAACCGUCGUAGUAGGGUCUGUUGGUC